This is a messenger RNA of Euleptes europaea (tarantolino), 2162 nucleotides long. RefSeq names its product transmembrane channel like 7 (gene TMC7). The record is from RefSeq and is a predicted model, not a curated record. The transcript is spliced from 16 exons. Bases 1 to 2133 code for a protein of 710 amino acids. Gene Ontology annotation, cellular component: plasma membrane. Lineage: Eukaryota; Metazoa; Chordata; Lepidosauria; Squamata; Sphaerodactylidae. Gene Ontology annotation, molecular function: mechanosensitive monoatomic ion channel activity.
AUGAGCGACCCGACGCUAUCCCGAGGAGGCCCCGACAGCCCCGGAGACGAAGUAUUUGUGCUCGAUGCACAUAAUGGAUCUCCAAUAGUUACUUUCCUGCAAGAACUGCCUAGUUACCAGUCAAUGCUGAGGAGGAGAGCUUCAGCGGGAACGCGCGACUACCACAGCUUAGCUCGGUCAACUUCUGAAGAGUCUAGAAGCCUUAUAGAAAGGAUCGGAAGUCAAGAGCCUGCAAAGCCGCUGAGAGAAUAUGCGUUAAGUAUUGCAGAGAAAAGGCAGUUGAGAGAUAUUCAGGAGGCAAACAUAAGAUACCUAUCAGGAUGGGACCACUGGAAACAGACAAGCAGGAAAUCGUGGAGGAAGUUUUUAGAGGAAACCAAAGAGUUGUCGUCUUACCUGGAGCUCUGGAGACAUGACAUUCGCAGCAUUGAGGGGAAAUUUGGCACUGGAAUCCAAUCUUAUUUCUCCUUUCUGCGGUUCCUGGUGCUGUUGAACUUCGUCAUCUUCCUCCUGAUGUUCAGCUUUGUCACGCUUCCUAGCACUGUUUCUAAACAUGGUGUCUUCAAUGGCAGCGACGUUCAACCUCUGAAGAGCACAGAGCAACCAUGCACAGAAUAUACAGUUAGUGGGACCAAAGGACUGAUUUAUUUCUACACUUACAUUAUAGAUCUUCUUUCUGGCACAGGCUUCCUGGAGAUGACGAGCCUCUUUUACGGCUAUUACACAGUAGAUACUGUAUAUUUUGGCACUGUGAGAUACAGCCUGCCGCUGGCGUAUUUGCUGACCACUCUGGCUUACCUUUCUCUGAGCCUCCUCUGGAUCGUUAAAAGGUCUGUCGAAGGGUUUAAGCAAAGCUUGGUCCGUAACGAAGAUCAGUUUCAGAGCUACUGCAACAAGAUAUUUGCUGGCUGGGACUUUUGUAUCACCGAUGUGAAUGCUGCACAGCUGAAGCAUAGCAGUUUGCACUACGAACUCAAAACUGACUUGGAGGAAGAGAGGUUAAGGCAGAGAGUGGCGGAAAGAACCACCCGAGAGAAGAUCCGCAUCUAUUGUCUGAGGAUAUUCUUAAAUCUCAUAGUUCUUGUUGUCUUGUCAGCCUGCUUUUAUUCUAUCUAUCGAGCAACUGUCUACUCACAAGAAAAUAUUUCCCACGACAAGAAAAUCAACUUGGUGGAUAAUCUCUGGGUGCAGUACUUGCCUUCUGUAGUGAUCACCGUGUCCAACUUCGUCGCCCCAUUAAUUUUUUCUGUUCUCAUCAAGCUUGAAGACUAUUCUCCGGCUUUUGAAAUCCGGUUGACACUGAUGAGGUGUGUCUUUGUGCGGUUGGCCAACAUUGGCGUUCUCUUGUUCUCCCUGUGGACUCGGAUCACUUCCUGUGCUGACCAAAAGUGCGAAACCUGCGGCUACAACUACGAGCUCUACCCCUGCUGGGAAUCUCAGGUCGGGCAGGAGAUGUAUAAGCUAAUGAUCUUCGACUUCAUAAUCAUUUUUGCCGUUACAGUCUUUGUCGACUUCCCGAGAAAGUUGAUAGUCACACACUGUUCCUUGAAGGCCUGCCGGUGGUGCGGCCUGCAAGAGUUUGACAUUCCUGACAGCGUCUUGGAAAUCGUCUACGGGCAGACCCUCUGCUGGAUCGGGACUUUCUAUUGUCCGCUUCUCCCUGCGAUUGCGACCGUGAAAUAUUUCAUCAUCUUUUACAUCAAAAAGAUCAGUCUGAUGCACACCUGUAAGCCUUCUGCACGACCUUUCAGAGCAUCAAGCUCCAACUUUUUUUUCCUGGUGGUGCUCUUGAUUGGCUUAAUCCUGGCUUACAUUCCGUUGGGACUCAGCAUGACGCACAUCCGCUCUUCGAAAGCUUGUGGGCCUUUUAUGUAUUUUACUCGUUCGUGGGACAUCUUCGCUCACACCAUCGAUGGAUUCCCGGACGUGUUGAGGAAGGUCCUGAGCAGCAUUGCCUCCGAAGCAUUUGCAGUCCCUUUCUUCAUGGUCCUCUGCCUCAUCAUGUUCUAUUUCAUAGCCUUGGCUGGAGCUCACAAACAAGUUGUUAAUCAGCUCAGGGAACAAUUAGUUAUGGAGAGCCGGGACAAACUCUUCCUCAUCAGGAAGCUGACUGAAGCCCAGAGGCUUAGCUGAGGGGCCUGCGGAUGCCGGUUAUACCCUGA